AUGACACGUGAUAAGUUGAUUACAAUAGUAACUAGUCCUCCUACACUGGUUUACUUGUCUCCGAUGACCGCUGUUGAAGUGCUAACGAGGUUAUUGGAAUGUAUGAAAGUUUUUGUUGGAUGCUGUCCUUGUAACGAAAGCCAGUCACCCAGUGUGGUGAGACGUGGGCGGGGAGGGGCUCGUGGGCGUCAUGCGUCGUGGGCGCCCACACUUGCAUUUGCCGACUGCUCAUGUACCAGAUAUGUGGAGUAG
This is a messenger RNA of Danaus chrysippus (African queen), 252 nucleotides long. NCBI's taxonomy places the organism in Eukaryota, Metazoa, Arthropoda, Insecta, Lepidoptera, Nymphalidae. The record is from the annotation of a GenBank genome assembly.